CUAAAUUCUUGGACACGCCUCCUGUCAAAACGUCACAUCUUAAAAAUGGCAGCUUACUUGAGCCGGUUACACCACAUCUCGCUCCACGUUUCUAACGUGGAGAAAAUAGCUAACGACCUUGUCUCUAAGUUCAAGUUUGAUUUGUUUGCUACCAGAUUGACCGACAGGUCCAGGCAGCUGGCUUUCAGAAAAGGAGCGGCAGUUUUCAUCGUGAACGAGAGACCAAACCAGAGCAGUGUGAGAUUGAAUGAAGAGCUGCUGGGCAUCACAGACAGAUAUUCGGGUGAUUCACGGCGGGUCAACGUGGGGAAAUACAACAAGGAUAAUUCUGCAAAGUGUCUCUACGAUGUCAGCACAUACUACCCGGUGGAUACUGUGAGCAACGUGUGUUUCGAGGUGGAGGAUGUGGAAAGGUCAUUCAGGGCUCUUCGCCAUCUGGGCUGCAACUUCCUGGUGCCUCCCACUACAGUUCAGGACGAGGCUGGUCUCGUCACCUACUCGGUGGUUAAAUCCAUUGUGGGGAAUGUGUGCCACACACUCAUUGACAGGACAAAAUAUGAGGGGAUCUUCUUGCCUGGGUUUGAUGUCGUGGAAAAGGACUGCAGCUUGGAGGAAGAGGACACCUCUUGUCCAAUCACACAUUUUGAUCACAUCACUUACGCCUGCCCCAGGAAAACAACCCACCAGGUCAUGAGGUGGUACGAGCAGCUCUUUGGUUUUCAGAGGUUUUUCAUCGAUAGUGAAGAAGAUGUGGACGAAGGUUUUGUCGUAAAUCAGGAAGGCAUUGGGCUGCGUCUAACUGCCAUGAAGUACUGGAAAUGCAGCAAAGCAGGUGUCAUUCUUCCCUCUGUGGACAAAAAAGAGCCUGACUGCAAGUUUGUCAUUGCAGAAUCGCUGCCUGAACAAGGCAGGAACCAGGUUGACACCUUCCUGGAGCAGCACAGGGCCCCAGGGAUCCAGCACAUCGGGCUGUACACAAAAAAUAUUGUUUCUACUGCACACACAAUGGCUGGAGCUGGUGUACAGUUUUUCUCCCCUCCUCCUGCCUACUACUCUGAGGUGGGAAAACAGCAGGAAAUAGAGGAGGCAGGACACAACCCCCAGAUGCUGGCACAGCAUGGCAUUCUCCUGGACACAGACCUACACCAGGAUCCUUUAUCACAGAAAGCAUCCAGUGAAAACAGGAGAUACCUUCUCCAGGUGUUCACCAAGCCCAUCUUCGCAGAGGACACCUUCUUCCUCGAGCUGAUCGAGCGAAGGGGGGCGACGGGUUUUGGCGAGGGAAACAUCAGAGCGCUGUGGAGGUCGGUGCAGGCCUACAUGGAGAGCGAGAGGCGGGAUUCUCAAGGAGAGGGAUCCCCAAAAACUGUUCACACUGCUCAAUACUAGUCACUCCAAAAUGUUUUUAUUUUUUCAGGUUAUUUCAUUUUAAUAGUUUACAAAGGAUUUUUCCCACAAGUGUUCAGUAUUGGAUUUACUCAAGUUACUGUUGCAAUGCUGACAAAGUACAAAUAAUAUAUUCUAUUAAUAUUUUCUUUUGAACAUGACUGAACAGAUGACAGAUGGAAAACUGCACUGUGAACAAAGUGGUGCACGUACAGAUGGUACAUACGAUACUUGAAACAUUAUAACAAAAAUGCACUUGCUGUAGCAGUAAAAGAAUGUCUUUGUUUCCACUGUCAAAGCAAAAACUGACUGAUGACUCCAGAGCAACUGUUCCUCAAUAAAUCUGUAUCUCACCGCAGACCGUGAAAACCAAUUACUGUCCUCAAAAUAAAGCACUCUGUGUUUCUU
Lates calcarifer (barramundi perch) is the source of this 1794-nucleotide messenger RNA. It is a transcript of the gene hpdl, whose product is annotated as 4-hydroxyphenylpyruvate dioxygenase-like. The transcript is spliced from 5 exons. The coding region runs from base 46 to 1389 and encodes 447 amino acids. The record is from RefSeq and is a predicted model, not a curated record. Gene Ontology annotation, biological process: aromatic amino acid metabolic process. Gene Ontology annotation, molecular function: 4-hydroxyphenylpyruvate dioxygenase activity. NCBI's taxonomy places the organism in Eukaryota, Metazoa, Chordata, Actinopteri, Centropomidae.